AUGACUCCCAGGCCUCUAUUCUUUCUGAUCAGGCCUGGCCUGGAGCAAAUCACUCCCAACGGCCAGGUCCUCGUCCGUCCCGGAACAGCUGUUCCUCUCAUCCCCGCCGACAUGCUCCCCGAAUGGCUAGAAGUCAUCGGAGUCCCCCGGUAUCUGCCCCAAGAGCAGACAGAGGACAUGAUCAACCUGGGACCCUUUCACGCCGAGGCCGGGACUUACCAGCUUAAGUUUGCCUCUAUCUCAGAUGACAGCGAAAAGGAGCAGCUGUGCUCCGACGAUGAUGCCUCGACCGCUUGCCCUUCCAAGACCGAACCCAGCUCUUCUCCGCCGCCUUCUGAAGCCGGCGAGCUUGGGGACAAUGCAAAGCCUACACUGGCCUUGCCGGCUCCAAAGAAGCUCAAACCCGCGCAGGGCCUCGCCUCGAGCCGGCACAACCCCCUCAACAACAGCCAGGGGCUAGAGCACACAACGACUACGUCGCCGACUCCAGUUCUGACAUCCCCGUGCCGACACUGGUGCCGCUACGGGGCGUGCAGAUGGGGGCUCUCAUGCCGAUUUAAACACGCCAUGCCGACGACACCCGAGGGUCUCGCAGAGGUUGGACUCGAGACGUUCCCGGAUUGGUGGCUCCAAGCACGGGGUGUCAUGCCAAUGCCGCCAGAGGUGAUUCGUGCCGCAGAAACGCGCAAGUCGGUCAAGAAGAGGAAGCAGAAGGCGGUGUCUCAACGCCAGGUCAACGAUGGUGGACAACAGGGACAGAAGAUUAUGAAUCGGCCAGCGGUGGAUGCCAACGUUACGGUGGUUAGAGAGAUCAAGGAAGGACAGAAAGUGGAAGCAGCGGAAGGGAUGCUAAUUGAGAUCUAA
This is a messenger RNA of Fusarium keratoplasticum, 864 nucleotides long. RefSeq names its product C3H1-type domain-containing protein. The record is from RefSeq and is a predicted model, not a curated record. Lineage: Eukaryota; Fungi; Ascomycota; Sordariomycetes; Hypocreales; Nectriaceae. Bases 1 to 864 code for a protein of 287 amino acids. Gene Ontology annotation, molecular function: metal ion binding. The transcript has a single exon.